AUGCAAAUGAAUACAGGUCUCACUCCCAGUGUGGUUGCACAUGCACACUGCCAUUUUUGUGUCUGCCACCAGGACGUUUGCCUCGUCAAAUGUUCACUCAUUCAUUUGUUACACUCCACCCUGAUCCUUGAUGAUCACAGCAUGGACAAGGUCUCGUUGUGUGAUAUACCCAGUGUCGUCAGAAGUCUCAUCAUCCACUUCGCCAGAUGGGAUGACAUUUGUCUGGUGUCAUACGUCCUUUAUAUGGUGUGGGACGACGUCAACAACAACGGAUUGCAGGCUGAUCACCUCUGUCACUGUUCCUUCUUGGAAUCUUCAAGUGCAUCGAUAAUGGGGCGUUUUGACCCACACAGAGUCUCCCAAACGGUAUCUGUUUUGUGCAGUGGCCGAUUGACACUGGUCACUCCCCUGCUAGUCAUGUUCCUUCCGUCAACAGUCAGUACAUCCGUCCUACGUCCAUUCGGUGAACCACAAACCAAACUCUGGCAGUCUUACGUCACAGUCAACAUCGAAAUGAACAACACGUGUGACUUUCGCACAACUGUACAACUUUCCCCUGUUUACCCUCGCAAAGUCUCAGCUUUUAUGCCGUUGAGGUAUACGCUUAUGCAAAUGAAUAUGGGCCUCGCUCCCAGUCUGGUCGCGCACGUGCACCUCCAGUUUUGUGUUCGCCGCCAUGACGUUUGCCUCGUCAAACUGAAACAAUGUGUGCAUUACUGUGUGCUGUCAGUCAAGAAAUCAAUUGACCUGCAUUGUUUUUUCAUCACAAAUAAAUCAAUUCAAUGUGAAGAGAUGAUAACAUGA
Acanthosepion pharaonis is the source of this 804-nucleotide messenger RNA. NCBI's taxonomy places the organism in Eukaryota, Metazoa, Mollusca, Cephalopoda, Sepiida, Sepiidae. The record is from the annotation of a GenBank genome assembly.